CUCUGUGAACAGUGUCAGUUCGUGACUGAAAGUCGUUCUGUAACGGUGCAUGCACGUUACGACAUAAACUAAGACAUUGCAUGCAUUCAUUGGGUCUAAACAGAGAAAAGUAAAACAAGAGAUUUAGAAUGGCGACUAAUCAUGACAACCUGAACGGUUCGCACUUGAAUAGCCACGACGAUUUACAAAGUCUUACGUCUUAUCGCCAAGAAAGCGAAAGCCCGAACUUCAGCCAGAAGAGUGCGUGCUUCUCGUAUGGCGGUCGAAGCUUGUUGUCACCCGUUUUGGGUCCAGAAGACGGCUUUCAGGAACUAUCGUCAACCAAUCGGACAAACCGUGCGACCCCUAACGAGAUUUCUGCUCCGUACGAAGUCCCGCAAUUCCCCAUCGAAGAAAUCGAACGGAAAUUAGCCAUUCAGAGGCAACUGAGUCUCAGAUUCCCGCACGAAUUGGCGCCACAUUUAGCAACAUGCCAUGAACCAAAGAUUGAAACCAAUUCUUCUCAGGCGGUCGCCGCAAAUGUAGCCACUGAUGAACAGGAUUACACGCCACUCUUCCAACGUGUCUCUAUUACAGGCGAUGAGGAUACAGGAGGUGAAUUGUGGCGUUCGCUGCUUAGAGUCAACCUGGAGGUGCCCUAUGAAGAUUUGCUGGAUGCGUCUGAAUUGCUGAUUCAAGCGCUGACCCUCCGCAGAGAGUACUGUCGUCCGGCUGAACACUCCUUUCCGUCGACGACAGCCCGCUUCCUCCACACUAACGAACAGAAUGGCGUUGCCCACGUGGAAACAGUUCACGAAGAAAAAAAAACAGUCGAAGGUGGAGGCCAGGCCGCAAAUCAUUUUGAUGGCGAAGUUCCCAGUUUUCAAUACCAAAUGGCUGAAAAGCCAGGUAUCAAAGAUCACCCAAUUCAUCCUCCACCUCACUUCUUGUCUUCACACAACGACGGUGAAAUGCCUCCAUCAGCAAAUUACGUCAUGAAAGCCUUCAACGGCGUUUUUCAAGUAUAUGAAGAUGAAGAAGCUGCCGAAAAUGGGGAAUGUUUGAGUUUCUCCUAUCCAGUAUUUAAAAAGUACAUUGACGACGUUCACAGGAUGUGCAACAUGAUAUCCAAUGGACCACUGAAAUCUUUCUGCUAUCGCCGACUUACUUAUCUCUCUGCCAAAUACCAACUUCACGUCCUGCUCAACGAAAUGCAAGAGUUGGCUUUGCAAAAAUGCGUUCCGCAUCGGGAUUUCUACAACAUUCGAAAGGUGGAUACCCACAUUCACGCAGCCUCAUGUAUGAAUCAGAAGCAUUUGCUGCGAUUCAUCAAGAAGAAAAUAAGGGACAGUGGUAAUGAAGUUGUUUGCCUAAACAAGAAAGGUCAAGAAUUGACACUGAAUCAGGUUUUUGAAGAAAUGAACCUUUCUGCCUACGAUUUAACCGUCGAUAUGCUCGACGUGCAUGCGGACCGCAACACUUUUCACAGGUUCGAUAAGUUCAAUGCUAAAUACAAUCCAAUCGGAGAAAGUCGUUUGCGUGAAGUAUUCCUUAAAACUGAUAACUAUGUCGGAGGAAAAUAUUUUGCCGAAAUUAUUAAGGAAGUUGCCUCAGAUUUGGAAGAAAGCAAGUAUCAAAAUGCCGAAUUGCGACUGUCAGUGUAUGGAAAAUCUGCCGAUGAAUGGGAGAAAUUGGCCAAGUGGGCUCAUAAUUUCCAAGUGUAUUCAGACAACAUCCGUUGGCUAGUCCAAAUGCCGCGCUUAUAUGAUAUUUAUCGUUCAAACAAGCUGAUAAGCAACUUCCAGCAACUGAUCGACAAUCUUUUUCUGCCUCUGUUUGAAGCAACGAACAAUCCAGAAGCACACCCCGAGCUUCAUUGUUUUUAUUGGCAGCUGGUAGGUUUCGAUUCCGUCGAUGACGAAAGUAAGCCUGAACAUCCAGUGUUCGACAGAGAGGUUCCUACACCCGAACAAUGGACAGAAGAAGAGAAUCCCCCUUAUGCUUAUUACGUCUACUACGUGUACGCCAACAUGUGUGUUCUGAAUCAGUUUCGAAAGUCUCGAGGAAUGAACACAUUUGUCUUCAGACCUCACUGCGGGGAAGCAGGACCGGUUCAACAUCUGAUAUGUGGUUUCCUUCUAGCUGAAAACAUUUCCCAUGGAUUGCUGCUAAGAAAGGUCCCAGUGUUGCAGUAUCUGUACUACCUUUGUCAGAUUGGGAUAGCCAUGUCUCCGUUGAGUAACAAUUCUCUUUUCCUUAAUUAUCAUCGCAACCCGCUACCCGAAUUUCUUGCCCGAGGAAUGUGUAUUUCUCUUUCGACGGAUGAUCCUCUUCAGUUUCAUUUUACCAAGGAACCUCUAAUGGAAGAAUACAGCAUUGCAGCCCAAGUGUGGAAACUGAGUCCGUGUGAUAUGUGCGAAUUGGCCCAUAAUUCUGUUCGAAUGAGUGGUUAUCCUCAUAAAGUCAAGCAACACUGGCUGGGUCCCAAUUACACGCGGGAAGGUGUGCCUGGUAAUGACAUAUUCAGGACAAACGUCCCGGAUAUACGAGUGGCGUACCGCUAUGAAACGUUGGUGGCGGAACUCAAUAGCAUUUUUAAAACCGUUUCACUGAGCGAACAUAAAGAACACUCGAACGAGAAAAUUAGCGACUCUGCAACUCUAGGACAAAAGUAGUCGACUAACUGGUUCGACUAAUAUAAAUUUUUUAGAACUAUUGAGGUGCACUUUAUUAUUUUUGGAUGGGCUAAAGUCGAUUACCGAUAUUUCUAAAGUUCCAUAUAACACGAAUUAUAACUAGGUCCUUUUUUUUUUGCUAUAUUUCCCCUUUUUUUACAAUCAUUCCUUGAUUUGGUACUAAAAGGCAUUGUUUUACGUCUUAUCUAUCCACUGUACGCAAAAACAUGUAGAAAUCGUUUUCAUCCAAAAAUAAACCGUAUAACAUCCUAA
Daphnia carinata is the source of this 2927-nucleotide messenger RNA. RefSeq names its product AMP deaminase 2-like. Lineage: Eukaryota; Metazoa; Arthropoda; Branchiopoda; Diplostraca; Daphniidae. The record is from RefSeq and is a predicted model, not a curated record. Gene Ontology annotation, biological process: AMP metabolic process; IMP salvage. The transcript is spliced from 17 exons. Gene Ontology annotation, molecular function: AMP deaminase activity. The coding region runs from base 129 to 2654 and encodes 841 amino acids. Gene Ontology annotation, cellular component: cytosol.